CCUUCUAUAUAAUAACCGCACUAUUCGAACCACCCAAGUUUCAACUUCUCAGUCUCUCUCUCUCUCUAAGCUUCUCGCUCAUCGGCAAUGGUGUCUCUCCCUUCUGAGUUCUGAUCUCUCCUUUCCAUUCUCUCACUUCUCGCUCAUAUGGCUAUCUCCGACCGAAGCCUUGUAACAAGAGAGCUCAGGACGACAAUAAUUGCCGCAGCGAGAACAGCCUUCCUCCUCGUCGGAAUAGCCUCCACCGCAAUCAUUCUCGCUUCAACCGCCGUGCCCUAUUCCGCCGAUCUCUUAUCUUCCUCCCUACCUCGAAUCAGAACCCUCGCCUUUGCCUGGCUCUCCCCCUCGUACCUCUUCAUCACUGUUCAUUUCAUAAUCAUCGUCAUCUGGAAGCUUCACCCACACAACUAUCACCCUCAAGAGCAAAAUGAAGAAGAAAUCCAAUAUAUAUCGAAGGAACUGGAUAUCCCCGACGCCGUCCAUCCGACGGCUGCAUCCAUUUUGGAUUCCCCUGAUUCACUGCCGGAUCCACCGGAUCCAGACCCGGAUCCGCCGGGUUCCGUCCCAGAUCCACCCAAUUCCGGCGAAACGGACCUCGAUGAGUCGCACGACAGCAUGGAUGCGACCUGGAAGGCUAUCGUCACAAAGAGCGCCGCGGAAGUUGAAGCUGCGGCGCGGCCUCGGAUGAGGAAGAGCGAUACCUGGGAGAGGUGCGGCCGCGAUCGCGAGGGAUCGCCGGCGGCGACUCUGGAGCCGAAGUUUCGGAAGUCGGAGACAUUUCGGCGGAUUUCAGUGGGAAGGGAGGAACUGUUCGGGCGAGCGGAGGCGUUCAUCAGGACGCAUUACGAGCAGCGGCGGAUUCAGCGACAGGAAUCCGAGCAGCGAUACAUCGAGAUGGUGAACGCCGCCUGCUGAAAAAAGGCAAUUGGAACAAAGAUGAAAGGAUCGCCUUAAUCUGAUCGAUCAAAUCCGUGCAAGUUUUGUGAGAUAGUGUAAAUAGUUGAGGUGUUUGAUGUUUGAUUAGUUAAGGAGUGAUGAUUUGUGUGAGAUUGAUGGAGAUCUGCGGGUUGUCGUCUUCUUGGUCUGUGCUGGUCACAGGUAUGCCUCCCAGUUCUGAGGGAAGAUCUUCUGUGAUUUAUGGGCCAUUCUGUUAACUGGAAGUGACGCAUGAUUUGUUCUUGGAACAGAUCGGGGUUUGUUUGAAACCCAUAAAAUAAAAUAAAAUAAAAUAAUUCAGUUCAUAUUAUCUUAAA
Molecule: messenger RNA, 1253 nt
Organism: Dendrobium catenatum
Lineage: Eukaryota; Viridiplantae; Streptophyta; Magnoliopsida; Asparagales; Orchidaceae
Exons: 1
Coding region: 148-915 (255 amino acids)
Source: RefSeq, a predicted model, not a curated record